Molecule: messenger RNA, 801 nt
Organism: Pedinophyceae sp. YPF-701
Lineage: Eukaryota; Viridiplantae; Chlorophyta; Pedinophyceae
Source: the annotation of a GenBank genome assembly
AUGGCGGAGGGGAAGGCGAAAGACAAGAAGCGGCGAAGGAGCGAGGCAGACGGCGAACAGAAACUCGCUCCGGAGGAGCUAGCGAGGCGGGAGAAGCAGCGGAAGUUGCGUGAGGUCGCUCUGGCGAAGAGAGCCGCCGGACAGCAGUACGUCUCUUCGACGUCCAUGAAGCGACGCGCGCGCAGCAUCAGGCGCCUUCGCGCGCGGGAGGCGGAGAAGCGUGCGGCGGCGCCAGAGCGCGAAGCGGCGCCGAAGGGCAGGGCGCCUGCGCGCAAGGACAGCAAGCCCGACAGCCACACGGGGAAGCACGCGCCCAAGGGCAAGGUGCAGGUCGUGGUGCUGCCCCUGUACCACAAGACAGACAAGGCGACCGUCGUCGACUACGCGCGGCGCGUGAGCGAGACUCUGAAGGAGCAUGCGUACGCGGCGUGGCUCGACGUGUCGGAGAGCAUGCCUGGCGAGAAGAUGCGGUACUGGGAGGAGCAGGGCGUGGUGGUGCGGGUCGAGGUGGGGCUGCGGGAGGCGCGGAGCGGGGACACGGUCGUCGUGGCGCUCUCGCAGGGCGUGGGGAAGGUGGCCAAGAAGCACAGCGUCAGCCUGGAGGGGAGCAGGUUCCUGGAGCUCGUCGAACAAGGCGCCGGCGCACCGGCGCUGCGGCGGCCCGACGACGCGGGCGGGGCCGAGCGCGCUCGCAAGCGGCCCGCGGCCGUCAGCGGCGACGACAUCGGCGAGGCCUUCGCGGUGCCAACAACAGAGGCCCCUGUCGCGCGAACCAAGAAACGGACGCACAGGAAGAUGUGA